Molecule: messenger RNA, 888 nt
Organism: Mesorhabditis spiculigera
Lineage: Eukaryota; Metazoa; Nematoda; Chromadorea; Rhabditida; Rhabditidae
Source: the annotation of a GenBank genome assembly
AUGAAUUUCCUAUUUCAGGCUCGAUUGAGGGCAAACGCGAUGGCCAUCUCCACGGAAUUCAUCACAACGCCCUUCUACUUGUGUCGCGGCAUCAACGCCGGAAAUCGGGAACAAGUCAUCCACGCGUUGAAGAAUUGCAUUAGAUGCAAGUCGAACGAUACUCGCAUAGAGCUGGCGAUGGCACCGGCCGGUCACUGCCACAAGCUGACGUUUUCCUGCCUGCAUUGUGGAAUCCGCACGGAUCUUGCCGAGACUGACACGUAUUCUGUCGAAGACACCCCUCCGGAACCUCUCGAUGCGCCAUCUGCCGGCUUUUCCCAAGAAGACGUCGACCUACGCGCCAUCCCACAAAUCCCACUGCAGUCGGCCAAUCAGAGGAUCCAGAUGAACCUCCCUGGGGCGAGGGCUCGCCUAGUCGGCCACAAGGCCUUCGACCAGGAUGGUGUGUUGGACGAGAAGAAGCGGGUCUAUUUGACGAAUCGGGUGAAACGAAGAAGAGCCGAGCGCCAACGACAACGGGAUGAACGCGUGGCGCAGCUUGGCCCGGUUCUUUAUCGCUGGCGUGUUAAUUUGGCGAAGGGCGGCACAUGGAAAGAGAUUCUCGACCUUUGCCGCAGCCAAACGCAACCCAGCGGUUACAACAUGAAAAUGCUGAGCGACUUCUUCGAGGCGCAUCUGAUUCACGAAGCGGGGAACGCGCCGUCAAAACAACAACCCGACCCGCUACAACUGGAAGCCGCCAAUCUAUGGCUAGCCAAGGAGCGCGCCGAGUGCACGAAGGAGUUCCAGGAACAGUUUACGGCUAUUUGUGCGGCGGACCAGCAACGGAACCCACGCCCUGCGCCCGCCUCGCCCUUCCUCCGCCCUCCCCCAAAUCGCGUUGGGCUG